AUGAGUCGACUCACCGCCCUGGUGAUGCUGGUUCUGUACCAGCCGUCCAGUAUGCCCCCGUCUGCAGAACCCUACAGAAGGAACCCGUCUGGCUACAGCGAGGAUUGCCUAUACCUUAACGUAUGGGCGCCUGUAAAUGGUCAAAGAGACAUGGCAGUUCUUGUAUUUAUACAUGGUGGUGGUUUCCUACAAGGCAGCGCCCAACUACCUCUUUACACAGGACAAUAUUUGGCGGGCGAGAAGGACGUCCUCGUUGUGUCCAUUAACUAUAGACUUGGGGCUCUGGGGUUCCUCUUUCUUGGUCCGAACAGCAUCCCGGGCAAUAUGGGCCUCAUGGACCAAUGGUUGGCUCUGGAAUGGAUCCGAAACAAUGUGGACUACUUUGGAGGGGACCCUGAAAAGAUAACCAUAUUUGGAGAAAGUACUGGAGCCGCUUCUGUAGGAUUUCAUCUGCUGUCUCCGUUUUCUCGAAACCUGUUCAACAACGCAAUUCUUCAAAGUGGAACACCGAUAUCCGACUGGACGUACAAUGACGCGGCGACUGCAAGGGGCUACAGCGUCAAGUUAGGGGGAUUGUUGGGUUGUCCUUUAAUCAAUGACAUGGCGCUCAUGCACUGCCUAGUGGGGACUGAUCCUAAAAUUCUGACCAACAUCCAGCAAGCAGUAGCAACGGAUGGUAUGGCGUUUCUCCCUGUCGUUGAUGGAGUAUUCCUUCCAGAUGAUCCCAUGAAGUUGAUGGCUGCAGGUAAUUUCAAGAACGCCUGUCUGCUGCAUGGGGUUGUAGAAGAUGAAGCAACUCUUCUUCUUCUUCCAUCAAUACAGCAUAUCCUCAACUCAUCCACGCCAACAUCCAAUGUCACUUUAACAAAGGAACAAUAUGAAGAAUUGUUGACAAACUACCUGGGAAGCGUGAACAAACAUACACGAACUGAUAUAGUAUCCCUUUUCUACGAGACUGGACAGGAGCCAGGUUCAAAGGCAGACUAUGUUGAACUGUUGAAUCAGAUACGUAGCGACAUUGACUUCAAGUGUCCGGCAAUAGAAUUUGGCAGUUAUUUCGCCCGUGAUAACCCCACCUACCUCUACAGCGUCGGGCACCGUCUGUCAACCAAUCCGUUCCCGAGAUGGGUAGGCGCUGCACACUCCUACGAAAUGGAACUGGUGUUUGGUCUUCCACUGAACGCGUCGUAUGAAUUUACACCUGAUGAGCAGGAACUGAGUUUUAAUAUCAUGACAUACUGGAGCAAUUUCGCCAAAACUGGGAACCCGAACACCCCGGAGCCACUGAACAUGGCAUGGGCGGCGUACGACAACGUCAACAAGACGUACCUGGCCCUCGACGUCGUCAGUAAACUUGCAAUCAAACGAGGACUACGACAUCGAGAGUGUGCCUUCAUCAACCAGAUCCUGCCGUUGUUAGGACCAAACCCAGGUAACAACAUCCUGAAGAUCCAUGUACAAGAAUACCGAGCCUCAGGUCUCGCCAAUAAACUGCCGUCAGCCACAAGACUCCUUCACGGAAACGCCUUCUUUCACAAUCGAUUUAGAAGAUACUCAGGCAGGAAGCUAUACGCCCACGAACGAUCCAGCGACACAAGCGGGGCCAGGAACGACACCACCUGCAUGGAGAAUCGUUAUGCCCUGCGUGCCCGCGGCAGGCCACACAGCAACGCCACUGGCAUCUCUAUGGCUCGUUGUCAUAGUUACAAAACUGUUAUGCGUUUCUUGCUAAGUUAG
Molecule: messenger RNA, 1737 nt
Organism: Haliotis rubra (blacklip abalone)
Lineage: Eukaryota; Metazoa; Mollusca; Gastropoda; Lepetellida; Haliotidae
Product: acetylcholinesterase-like
Exons: 5
Coding region: 1-1737 (578 amino acids)
Biological process (GO): acetylcholine catabolic process; choline metabolic process
Cellular component (GO): plasma membrane
Molecular function (GO): acetylcholinesterase activity
Source: RefSeq, a predicted model, not a curated record